AUGAGCGAGCGGGACUGUGCCCUGCCACUGAGCCUGCGGGCACCCCCGGCCUCUCUGCCCCUGCAGAUGACCGGGGAGAAAACCCUGCAGAAUAUGGCAUCUAAGCGGGAAGACCUUGAUCUGGGCAUUCCUAUGUUGAACUUAAAGACUGUCCAGACUUCAGAGACGACCCUGGCUCAAGGCUUCCUUGCAGCCCCAACAGUCAGCGAACAAGGCAGCGUGGCCACUUGGGACAAGAGGCCGCCGGAACAGGAGGCAGUGGCCUGUGGCCGCGGGAAGGUUGGGGCCCCUCCCCAGCCCCUGCAUCUCCAGAUACAUGUGCGAUGCCUCCGGGGGCUGAAGGACAAGGUGCCCCGGGGCUCCUACCUGCUCCGAGCAUCCCUGUUGGAGCGUCUCGGUGGCCAUGCCUUGGGCGGGAGCGAAGCAAAGCAGCUGGAGACCUGUACCGGGGCCUUGCAGCAUGGCGGAAACUUCUAUGAUGUGGGACUGUACUUUGAAGAGACGCUUCUUCUGGCUCUGCCUUCUACGAAAAUCCUGGCACCUGGCCUGGCCUUCUUGUUCGAGCUCUGUCUGCACCCACAGAGGCCAGCCUGCAGCCAGAGGGUGUUGGCCUGGGCAGCCUUCCCCGUGUGUGACAGCAACUUGGAUGUGGCGGAGGGAAGGUUCAAGUGUCCCCUUCUCCGAGGCCCUUAUGACCAGAAGUUUGACCGCUUCCAGGCCAUAGAAGAUGUGAUGGGCCUCGACCUGGACCUCUGGCUGGGCAACCUCUAUUUUCAGGUGCAGAAACUCUCUCCUCGAUUCGAUCUUCAGGGAACCCCCCGAGCACAAACUCAGGACCCCUCGGAAGUUCCGGUCUCUUCAGUGUCUCUGGCAGAGAUGGGGUCAGACAUGGAGACAGCGGCUGCAGCUUCUGGGAGAGAUGCGGAGAGACAGUCUCACAUUUCUCAUGAGGAGGACUCGGAACCGGCUAUUGGGCGCCAGCAGAUCAUGGGAAGAGAAGCUGAGCUAGAACAGCAGCCGAAGCUGAGUAGCAAGGCAGGUGUGAGGGCCAGGCGAGAGCAACUCCGAGGCGGCAUCUCCACCUCACGCACCUCACCCAGCAAGCCGGGUCAUAUGUUCACGUACAAAACAUUGACUGCCUGCCUAGGCCAGAGUUUGCGCUGUAAGGUUCUAAUCCGGCCAAACCGCAGUUCCGGCUCCUUUGUCUGCAGUGAAAUUUGUUUCCUCUUCGCCUUCUCUGCGGUGCUGCUGGGAGCCUGCAAGGUUGGAACUAUGGGCAACCCAGUGGUGACGGUUCGGUUGACUCCAGGGGAUCCGGUAGACACAUCCCGGAGACGUCGGCAGGAAGAAGAGCUGAAUAAAGACUUUGAGGAUGAAGUAGAGGGAAGGCCCGAAGGUCAACCCCCAGCCCUGUCCUACCUGGAGGAGUUGGAGAAGCACCGUGUGUCUGUCUGCUGCUCUCCGGGUGCCAGAAACAGUGGAUCCGGAGAGUUCUUCAAGCACGUCCGGUUCGCUCUGGCCUCGCUGUCCUGGGAGCUGGGCUUGGCUGAGUGGCGGACACAGGGGUUCUGGUACCUCCUCCUGCUGGCGGCUGCUGCCUGGUUCCUGAGACUCUACUUGCACUACCUGAGCCAGUGGCUGCUCCUCUGGGCCAUUGAGGCCCCCGUGACAAAACUUCAAGUGUCCCCACACACCGUGAAGCUCUGCUACCCGCCCGCGGCCGUGUCCCCUGGCCAGGAGCUGAUGCUGGUGGCAGGCGGGCCAUUGGCCCUGAACGCAGCUGUGCUGUCCGGUGUGCUGCUCCGACACGGCUGCCGGCGCUUCUUUGCCCCCCGACCGGAUGCUCUGUCCAAGUUCCUGGUCACCAUGGCACUAUGGACCCUUCUGGACCCCUGGGCAGUGUUGGUGGUGGAUGCGGUCCUGGGGCGGCUGACCCCGAGCAAGGACUCGCCCACCGCAGAUGUGGCCAAGCUGUACUGGGCAUUUGUCAGAACCGAGCAGCCAGGAGUGCAUGGGGUGCUGGUCACGGUUCUGGUUUACAGCCUCCUGCUGCUCCUCUCCUCUCUGAUCCUGUACCUGUAUUGCCUCAGGUGGCAUACGGAUUCUUGGAUCUCAGACGCCUUUCAGCGAACCCACAGUGAGGAAGCCAAGUUCUUCAUGCCCUACGAUCUGGAGAUUUCCAACCAGGAGCUGAGCCGCAUCGUGAAAAGGGCUGAGCAAUGGAGAGGAGUCCUUGGGGAGAGAAGGACGGUGAGUGUUGUGACGCAGCAGAGGGGACACCCCAUGGUCUGCCCACCCUCAUGCGAGACCACGGACAGGAGACCCCGCAUUGACUACAACAUCUUGAGCCCAGGGGAACACCAGACCCCACUGGGGAAGGAAGCAGCACAGUUCCGUGUUCAUCCGACCCCACCUCUGCCCUGUCCACCUCAAGCCAGUGCUUACAGCUCGGGGCUGAGAGCCCAGCACCUAUCCCGGGCCCCAGGCGAGCUCCUUCCCUGCGUGCCCACAGCCUUGCCAAAUGCCCACAGUCACUCAGGCGUCCUGCCGGCCUCUGCCAAGCGAGAGGGCUCUCUGGUGUCAGAUGAUGCUGUGGAAUAG
Suncus etruscus (white-toothed pygmy shrew) is the source of this 2601-nucleotide messenger RNA. RefSeq lists its product as uncharacterized. The record is from RefSeq and is a predicted model, not a curated record. Gene Ontology annotation, cellular component: perinuclear region of cytoplasm. The coding region runs from base 1 to 2601 and encodes 866 amino acids. The transcript is spliced from 20 exons. NCBI's taxonomy places the organism in Eukaryota, Metazoa, Chordata, Mammalia, Eulipotyphla, Soricidae.